AUGACAAUCAGGUACAAGGAAGACCAAGGCCCUGCGGGAUGGAAGGACAGGACUGAAAAGGAAUUACCGGAAGAUCUCCAGGAGACAGUUCAGGAUAAUGGAACUCCCCCAAAAGGUUCCGCUGUGCCUGGAAAUGAGCCCCCUUCGCAGGCGUGCGAGGCGGUGAUUGGCCUUCCAGAGAGUACAGAUAAAGUGAAGUCUUCAAACAACAGAUCACCACCACCUCAGCAACCUGCCCAGUCUCCCUCCCUCGCUCAUACCGCCACAGAAUCAGUUCGGAUUGCACACAUCGAUAUCAAGAUUUCUCUCAUGAGUGACCAAAGCAAUCACCCUGAUAAGCAGCAGGAAGGCCCAGCAUCCGAUGAGCCAAAGUCUCGCUCAGAUGCCGUCACCCUCUUGCGAGCCCGAACAGCCUCUCGCUCGACUCUAACUGAUUCGUCCAAUCCAGUGGACUCUUCUCAGUCCAGAGAACCGAGUCAUGCGGAUGAUAAUCCUCAAUCAGCCGCCACAAGUCACACCCCAGCGACCACAACGGAGCCUACUUCAUCGUCCAAAAAAGAUAAAAAGAAGAAGGCCAAGAAGAAGUACAAAAAGCUCGAUCUCGCGGAGUUUGCACCCAACAUUAGUUCUCCUCCCCAUAGAAGGCGAUCUCACACGGCCAAUAGUCAGUCGAACGCGCAGGUUCCAGAAUCUGAGCCCCAGACGAAGAGAGAUGAUCUCUGUGAUAUUGAUUCAUCCUCAGCGCAGAGCAAAUGCAGCCCCAAAGUUGACUCGCCAUCACACACAAAAGAAACCAAGCCCGUGGAUUAUUCUGCGGCCGUCAAGGGUUAUAAUUCCCAGGGCAAACAUGUCUUGCAGGCCGAAAAGAAGCCCCAGGCCAAGGGAACCCAGUCUAAAGAGCCAACUAGCGAGAAAAAUAGCAAGGAGGUCCAUGAUUUGCCGGCAACUCAGUCCAAAUCUGCAAGAUCAAACAAGAAAGGAAAACGGCGCGUUGCCAGAGUCAACCCAGUCACAGGAGAUGAGAUUCCAGAAGAGCCUCAAGGAAGCUCUUGCUUGCCAGCGCCCAGCACGCCCAUUGCCAGUAUUGAAAAUGGAGUGAAGGGCAUCACUUUAGACCAAAGCACCACCGAACCUCCAGCGGCCGCGACAGCGAUUUUGACUCCACCUCCUCGCUCAGCCCAGUCCUCGCGCAGGGGCACUAAUGUCCACAUGAGAGAGAAGCUAUCCACUAUACAGGAAACAGCAGGGGACACGGAUAACGAUGUCAAAGAUCUCACAUCUGAAACCCGCAGUCUUCUCACGAGCACGCCGAAGUCGUCGACCACCAUCUGGAGCAAUCUCGGACCCCAAGCCACGCCACAGAGUGAAAGGUCCACCCUCGAAUCGGAUGAGAAUAGUCACCGACGCCAUGGAAGUUCUGGCAAGUCGCAGGCUACUGCUUCAGGUCAGAGCCAAACUAGUCAUGCCCACCCUGUGUCCCCGGCUAGAAGCGAGCAAUCCACUCUGACGGCACCAAGCACCCAGGGGAGCGUAUCGAGACAAAAGCCGGAGGACUUCUUCUGGCAGCUAGACAGCCAUGGCUUCCCUUGCGCAAUGUCGGGAUGUGAUAAACGCUGUAACUUGUGGGAUGGAGCAACUGUGAUUUGUGCUCGCUGUGGCCCCUACUCUGAGCUUCGCUACUGUUGCAAAGAGCACAUGUUCCAGGAUGUCAAAUGGCACUGGCUGUAUUGCGAACAGAUGACCUUCGAGCACCCCUGUCGGGAAUCUUCAAUUCCUCGUCAAGUAAGAGAAGGCCCACCUAUGGUGCCAUGCAUUCACCCCUACGACACGCCGGAACGUCAUCGUCAAGCGGUGCGUUUCAGCGCAGACACCGGAACAGGAGAUUAUUUCAUAUUCUCAGAUUGGGCAGAUCUCGUCGCAGCUAGGUUCCCCGAAAACAACCUAGAUGUUCGCUGCUCCCACAGGGUUAUCUAUGUUAUCAAAUUCGACGACCCAAUCGAAAAGGAUCGCUUCCGUCGGGUGCUCGCCACUUGUCUCUUCCUGACUAUCGACGUUCACGAACUGGUGGAUUACUUGUUUCGACUGAUCCGGGACAAACUGCGCUCAGAGGGAAGAGCCCAAGAGUUGGAAGUGGCAGUAAAAUACCAAUUUCAAUCGGAAUUUAAUGUGACAAUCCAGGACCUAAUCACUGGGACCAGACACGCCUGCGAGACGGACUGGAACGGGAAGAAUCGUCGCAACUGCCCUGACGCUUCCUGUCGAGCUGAAUACCGCCGUCUGCUUGGGUCUCCUCCUGGUGGAGGUCACGGGCAGUUGAUUGACCAUCUCGAAGGAACCUACUGGAUUUUGCGGACUGCACGAACGACCCAUCCUAACGUUUCCAGUAUCAUUGAGCGCAUGAGAGGAGAGGGUUUUGAUCAAGUGGCCGACGAAGAUCGACGAGUGUUCCGUCGCGGAGAGGGAUGGGACGGGGCCGGUACUGGAGACAUGGAGAUCGAAGAUAUGAAUGCUUGA
Aspergillus steynii IBT 23096 is the source of this 2514-nucleotide messenger RNA. RefSeq lists its product as uncharacterized. The transcript has 3 exons. The record is from RefSeq and is a predicted model, not a curated record. Bases 1 to 2514 code for a protein of 837 amino acids. Lineage: Eukaryota; Fungi; Ascomycota; Eurotiomycetes; Eurotiales; Aspergillaceae.